UAACAAUUCGAAAAAAGAAACUGGAUCGCCGACCCGCUAAUAUCGUCCCCUUCUUUCUUUCUUUCGCUAACAUUUCAUUCUGAAUUCCCUUUUUGGAUUUAAUUUAUUGGUUGAUUGCGAUGGAUUCGAGUUCGGGGCAGCAAGAGUUCGAUUAUUUGUUCAAGUUGUUGAUGAUUGGGGACUCUGGGGUUGGCAAGAGUAGUCUACUUCUCAGUUUCACCUCUGAUGAUUUUGCAGAUCUCUCCCCCACUAUUGGUGUUGAUUUUAAGGUCAAAUAUGUGAUGAUGGAGGGUAAAAAGCUGAAGCUUGCCAUUUGGGAUACCGCUGGUCAGGAGAGAUUCAGAACACUUACAAGUUCUUACUACCGAGGGGCACAAGGAAUCAUCAUGGUUUAUGAUGUAACCCGGCGAGAAACAUUUACAAAUCUUUCUGAAGUAUGGGCAAAGGAAAUUGACCUUUAUUCAACAAGUCAAGACUGCAUCAAGAUGCUUGUUGGUAACAAAGUAGAUAAGGAGGGUGAUAGAGUUGUGACAAAGAAAGAGGGAAUAGACUUUGCCAGGGAAUAUGGUUGCCUAUUUAUUGAAUGCAGUGCUAAAACUCGAGUUAACGUACAACAAUGCUUUGAGGAGCUGGUCUUGAAGAUUCUGGAUAUACCUAGCCUCUUAGCCGAGGGCUGUAAGGGGGUAAAAAAGAACAUUUUUAAGGACAAGCCACCCCAGUCUGAUGCAUCCACAAGUGGUUGUUGCUGAUUUUAAGAAGCUAUUUCGCUCAAAACCUGCAUUUGAAGAACUAUGAUCUCCAAGAGAAGGACGUUGCAUCCACUUUCAGAAUCAGAUAUCUAACAUAAUUUGCUGGUUAUUUAACAUCAGCGGAAGCCAUUUUUUAUUUUUCAAGUUCCUGUUUUGUCUUGAAUAUUAGAUUAGAUGUAAUAUAAUAAUGAUGGUUGUCAGCA
Messenger RNA from Gastrolobium bilobum, 952 nucleotides. Its product is annotated as ras-related protein RABC1-like. Gene Ontology annotation, molecular function: GTP binding; GTPase activity. The transcript has 7 exons. The record is from RefSeq and is a predicted model, not a curated record. Lineage: Eukaryota; Viridiplantae; Streptophyta; Magnoliopsida; Fabales; Fabaceae. Bases 120 to 749 code for a protein of 209 amino acids.